Messenger RNA from Adineta steineri, 585 nucleotides. The record is from the annotation of a GenBank genome assembly. Lineage: Eukaryota; Metazoa; Rotifera; Eurotatoria; Adinetida; Adinetidae.
AUGUUUCAUCUCCAAAAAUCGAUUCAAUUAGCAACAGGUGUUCGAGCUUUUCAUGCAUCGAAACCUUUAUUUUUAUUUGGUAGCGGUGUUAUUAAAGAAGGUGCUACUUUACCAAAUCAUACACUUUUUGAAAAUACACCAAAGAAUAAAGUGAAUACUAAAGAUCUUUUUGCUGGCAAAAAAGGAAUUUUAUUUGGUGUUCCGGGUGCAUUCACUCCCGGUUGUUCUAAAACACAUUUACCUGGUUAUGUUGAUUCAGCAAAGGAUUUUAAAAAACUUGGUUAUGAUACAAUUGUUUGUGUUACAGUUAAUGAUCCAUUUGUAUGUGAAGCUUGGGCAAAAGAACAUAAAGCUGAUGGACAAGUACGAGUCUUAGCUGAUCCCGAUGCUAAAUUUACUAAGGCUCUCGGUCUUGAAAAAGAUAUGACUGCUGUAUUAGGCAAUGUUCGAUCAUCACGAUAUGCAAUGGUUGUUGAUGAUAAUAAAGUUAAGAAAUUAUUUGUUGAACCAGAUGGUACAGGUUUAACAUGUUCACUUUCAAAGAAUUUAAUUGACAGUAUCAAGAAAGGUGAUUUGGCCAAAUAG